AAGAGUUUACUAUGGAUUCUGUUGUGAGUAGUUCUGUUAGUGGCUUCUGUGAUAAUAUGUUGAAGGAGCUUAAAACCUUCAGAUUAAGCGUCUGGGGAAAGUGGCUUGGUUACCUUGCUUCCCUGUUUUGUUUAGGCGCACUGUUUUCCUUUGGAAAGUACAGUAACUUCUUCCAUUGGAUUAUCGCCCUCGUACUGCUUCUUGCCGUUGUUGCAUUGAUCUGGUUCCCAUGCUUCAAGUGCUUCAGUAGCAUUAAGAAUAUCAACGAGAAGCUUUCUGCUGCUCACAAUCCCUUGAUUAUUGGUGUUGUCAUGCUUCUGACGUGCUGGAGUUUCUGGAAGCCCACCAUCAUUGGUGCCAUCCUCAUUGGUAUUGCUGGUCUCUUCGAUAUUAUCGGAUCCUUUGUCGAUAAGAAGGGUGGCAACGAUAGCAUGGUUUAACCGUUACGUUUUGU
Messenger RNA from Blastocystis hominis, 454 nucleotides. RefSeq lists its product as hypothetical. Lineage: Eukaryota; Bigyra; Opalinata; Blastocystidae. Bases 57 to 440 code for a protein of 127 amino acids. The transcript is spliced from 2 exons. The record is from RefSeq and is a predicted model, not a curated record.